Molecule: messenger RNA, 2400 nt
Organism: Erigeron canadensis
Lineage: Eukaryota; Viridiplantae; Streptophyta; Magnoliopsida; Asterales; Asteraceae
Product: probable methyltransferase PMT27
Exons: 8
Coding region: 1-2328 (775 amino acids)
Cellular component (GO): endosome; trans-Golgi network; cytoplasm
Molecular function (GO): methyltransferase activity
Source: RefSeq, a predicted model, not a curated record
AUGGCUAUUGGAAAAUCUCGUGCUAGCAAGAGACCUGCCAGUGGUUCUUGCUCAUCAGCAGCAACACUAAUGGUGUUCAUUUUUGUAAGCGUUUUUGGUAUAUGGAUGUUGACCUCUAGCUCUUUUAUCUCACCCCGGAAAAAGAAGGCAAGUUUAUCAACUGAUCAUUCUAUCUUUGAUAAGGAAGAUUUACCAAGAAAGAUCCCUAUUACCACUACUGUUUUUGACGAUAAUCCAGGUGAAUUACCAGGCGACGCCAUAAAAACAGAUGAUGAUUUGGAAAUGGAUCAAAGAUCCAUACAUGACCAGGACGAAAAAACAAGUGUAUGGAUGGAACCUAAACACGGAAAUGAAAUCAGUAAAGAGAAGAAAGAUGUUGUGGAAGAAAAAAUGACUGGUAAAAAUGAGCAAAAACAGAAAGCUAAUAGUACACGAAUGUUAGAGCCAGACACGAUUCCUCUGAAACGACAUAAUGAGAAAAUGAUAACAGCCAACAUAAGUACCGAAAAUGAAGAUGGUCAUCAUAGGAUAAAACACGAACAUAAACAACCUGAUACCACUAAAAGUGAUGACGAUAAAGGGAAUGAAGAUAACGACCACACAGUAGAUGAUCAUGAAGUAACAUCUUCCAAGAUGUUAAAUGAUUCUAUGGAUCAAAAGAAUGGAUGGAAAACUCAAGCUGAUCAAUCAAAAAACCAAAAUGAAGGCAAACAAUCAAAAGACGAUGCUAUAAUGUACAAAUGGGAGUUAUGCAAUGUAACCGCUGGCACGGACUAUAUUCCUUGUUUAGAUAACGAGAAAGCUAUUAAUAGCUUGCACAGUAGGAACCAUUUUGAGCAUCGAGAGAGACAUUGUCCCAAAGAAGGUCCAACGUGUCUUGUUCCUCUCCCAGAGGGUUACAAGAUGCCUAUUCCAUGGCCCGGAAGCAGAAAUAAGAUAUGGUUCCAUAAUGUGCCACACAAAGCCUUGGUGAAAGUAAAAGGGCACCAAAAUUGGGUGAAAGCGACAGGGGAGUUCCUAACUUUCCCUGGAGGUGGAACUCAGUUCAUCCAUGGUGCUCUGCAUUAUAUCAACUUUAUACAGCAGAUGGUCCCCCAAAUAGCAUGGGGAAAGCAUACUAGAGUGAUAUUGGAUGUGGGUUGCGGAGUAGCAAGUUUUGGAGGUUACUUGUUUGAUAAAAAUGUACUUACACUGUCAUUUGCACCAAAAGAUGAACACGAAGCUCAAAUCCAGUUUGCUCUUGAAAGAGGAAUACCCGCGAUUUCUGCUGUUAUGGGGACUCAACGCCUUCCAUUUCCAAGCGGUGUUUUUGAUCUUGUCCAUUGUGCUCGUUGUAGAGUACCAUGGCACAAAGAAGGGGGUAGGCUUCUUAUGGAACUCAAUCGAGUGCUUCGUCCAGGAGGUUAUUUUGUUUGGUCUGCAACUCCUGUUUAUCGAAAAGGCAAAGAGGAUGUCCAAAUAUGGAAAGAGAUGUCUGCCCUAACUGUAGCAAUGUGCUGGAAACUUAUCACAAUCAAGAGGGAUAACUUGAAUAUAAUAGGUGUUGCUAUAUACCAGAAACCAGAUUCAAAUGAAUGCUAUAAUGAUAGAAAAAACCAAGAACCUCCAAUGUGUAAACCAGAAGAUGACCCGGAUGCUGCAUGGUAUGUACCUUUGAAGACAUGUAUGCAUAAGGUGCCGAUUAUGGAGACAGAGAGAGGUUCACAAUGGCCUAAGGAAUGGCCUGCUCGGGUUCAAAUGCCACCAUACUGGUUAAAGAAAAACCCAAAAGGGAUUUAUGGAAAACCAACACCCAAAGAUAUUGAAACCGAUUAUGAACAUUGGAAACGGGUUGUUGGUAAGACAUAUAUGAGUGGCUUAGAAAUUGACUGGUCUAACGUACGAAAUGUUAUGGACAUGAGAGCAGUCUAUGGGGGGUUUGCUGCAGCCUUAAAGGAUCCGAAACUAUGGGUGAUGAAUGUUAUAAACAUAGAUUCUCCUGAUACACUUCCAAUAAUUUACGAAAGGGGUCUGUUUGGAAUUUAUCAUGACUGGUGUGAAUCUUUUAGUACUUAUCCUCGAACAUACGAUCUUCUACAUGCUGAUCAUUUGUUUUCCAAGUUAAAAAAGAGAUGCAAGAUCACACCUGUGAUCGCAGAGGUUGAUAGAAUAGUAAGGCCAGGUGGCAAACUGAUUAUUCGAGAUAAAUCCAGCACGAUAGAGGAGAUCGAGAACUUGUUGAAAUCGCUGCACUGGGACAUUCGUUUAAGUUAUUCUAAGAAAGAAGAAAGAAUAUUUAGCGCGCAGAAAUCAACUUGGCGACCAAAGUCUUACACAAUCCCCUCUUGAUCUUGAUCAAACUUAGAGUAGAUAUAAAGAUUAAUUAGAAUCUUAAUUAUAUCUCUCAUAGUUGAUCACACU